CGAACACAUUUUAUGUUCCUCGCUUUAGAGAAAGAUGGCAGCCUACUUGCACUGGGUUGUCAAUUAAAAAAAUCACUACUUCCUGCAGGAUGCAUUUCAAGGAAAGUGUUUGAACAUUUGGAUAAUCGUGCAUGUAAUUGAUUUAUAAUUUACAAUGAUAUCAACAAGAUACGUGUCAUUUUUAUCCGGAAUAAUAAUAGCCUCUUUAACAUGGGCAUUCAGUCUAUAUCUUUAUUCGAGAUUGUCACAAAAUACCAUCACUGCCAGUCCCACAAUGUUAGUACCUGGCGUAUCUAGUCAAGCGCUCAAGGAAUCAUUAUUCAAGCAUAGGGACAAGAGUGAGAAGAAUAUCAUGUUACGUGAUAAUGUUGUCGUCGCCCGCAGUGAGAAGCAAACAAUGAUUGGUAAGAAAAUCUACAAUUUAAAGGGCAAUAAAGAUUACCAGAACAACGACUUGCUCCCGCAGCAACUGCAACCUGUUCCAGUAAAACCUGCGGUUACAUUGGACCAAGGUUUGGAUGAAUUGGGAAUGGUAAAGAAUCUAGAUGAUCAGCGAAAGAGAGAUGAGGGAUACAAAAAUUAUUCAUUUAAUGUUCUGAUAUCAGACAAUCUUGGUGUGCUAAGAACUCUACCAGACACGAGACACAAAUUGUGCCGAGCACGAAAAUAUCCCACCAAUUUGCCAAAUGCCAGUAUAAUCAUAUGUUUUUACAACGAGCACUACAUGACAUUACUGCGAUCGUUGCAUUCCAUAAUUGACAAGACGCCAACGUCACUACUACAUGAAAUUAUCUUAGUGAAUGAUUACAGCGAUAGCAAUAUAUUGCACGAGAAGAUAAAAGUAUACAUUACAAACAACUUUGACGCUAAAGUGCAAUUUUUCAAGACUGACAAGAGAGAAGGUUUAAUCAGAGCACGAGUGUUUGGUGCGAGGAAAGCAACUGGCGAUGUUUUGAUUUUCUUGGACAGUCAUAUAGAGGUCAAUGAAGUAUGGAUAGAGCCACUUCUCUCAAGAAUCGCUCACUCGAAAACUAUCGUAGCUAUGCCGGUAAUCGAUAUUAUAAACGCGGACACGUUUCAAUAUACAGGCAGCCCACUGGUGAGAGGUGGCUUUAACUGGGGUCUUCAUUUUAAAUGGGACAAUUUGCCAAUUGGGACACUGAAACAAGAAGAUGAUUUUGUAAAGCCUAUCAAGUCGCCGACAAUGGCCGGAGGGUUGUUCGCUAUCGAUAGAGAAUACUUUACAAAGAUUGGAGAAUAUGAUACCGGUAUGGAUGUUUGGGGUGGGGAGAAUCUUGAGAUAUCGUUCCGAAUAUGGAUGUGCGGCGGUAAUAUCGAGCUCAUUCCUUGUUCACGGGUGGGCCAUGUCUUCAGGAGACGACGACCGUACGGCUCGGACGACCCACAGGAUACCAUGUUGAAGAAUUCCUUGCGCGUCGCCCAUGUGUGGUUGGACGAGUAUAAGGAUUAUUUUCUGAGAAACGUUAGGAAAAUCGAUUUCGGCGAUAUCUCGGAACGGCAGGCGUUGCGGCAGAGGUUGAAAUGCAAGACUUUCGGUUGGUACUUAAAGGUGGUUUAUCCUGAACUGACAUUGCCGGAUGAUACGGAAAGACGACUGAAGGAUAAGUGGUCGAAACUUGACCAAAGGCCGGUGCAGCCGUGGCACUCAAGGAAGAGAAAUUAUACCGAUCAGUACCAAAUUAGACUUUCAAAUUCUGCACUUUGCAUACAGAGUGAAAAGGACAUCAAGACUAAAGGCUCCAGACUUAUUCUGAUGCCGUGCUUAAGAAUUAAAUCACAGAUGUGGUAUGAGACUGAUAAGAAUGAACUGGUACUUGGACAAAUGCUCUGCCUGGAGGGAGCAGAGAAGACUCCAAAACUUGGAAAGUGUCAUGAAAUGGGUGGAAGUCAAGACUGGCGUCAUAAGCGCAUCAGUGGUACACCUAUAUACAAUAUGGCGGCUGGGACUUGUUUAGGGGCAAUGCGUGACAUAAGAAAUGCUCAAAUCGUCAUGGACCUUUGCACAAAAUCGAACGCUUCAUUGAUAACUUGGGAUCUCAUCCGAUCGAAGGUUCCCUCUAAAGAGAUUAGAUGACGUCGGAAGAAAGGCCGUAAAAAUAGAAAAAAGAAUUACGAAGACUGGCUUGGGAGGAAAUGGUAGGCUCUAUAAUAAACUGUAUAUACUCGACAAAUAUUUAUAAUCGGAAGUAGAAAAUUUCACACGUCGAGUCUUGAAAUAAUUUUAAUAGAAAAUAAGUGAAAGGCUCCCAUGACUUUUCAGCAAGGCUUUAAAACAGUUGAAAGUAUUGUAAUUGUAUAAGAAAGAAAUGUUGAAUCUCUUCAAUCUAGUGUAUAUAUGCACUGUAGAGGACCUCCCAUUUUGUAUUUUUGUCACUUCUCUACGCUAUUAUAAACUUAUACAGA
Harpegnathos saltator (Jerdon's jumping ant) is the source of this 2424-nucleotide messenger RNA. It is a transcript of the gene Pgant35A, whose product is annotated as polypeptide N-acetylgalactosaminyltransferase 35A. Lineage: Eukaryota; Metazoa; Arthropoda; Insecta; Hymenoptera; Formicidae. Gene Ontology annotation, molecular function: polypeptide N-acetylgalactosaminyltransferase activity; Notch binding. The transcript is spliced from 7 exons. The coding region runs from base 155 to 2095 and encodes 646 amino acids. The record is from RefSeq and is a predicted model, not a curated record. Gene Ontology annotation, cellular component: Golgi apparatus. Gene Ontology annotation, biological process: protein O-linked glycosylation; regulation of Notch signaling pathway.